AUGUAAAAUGCUAAGUCAGUCGUCCAACAACAGCCGUUGACGCCAAAUAAAUCUCUAAGAAGACCCCUGCCUGCUUCAACAUCCUUCUUUCUCUCUCUUUAUUUUCUCUGCAAAAUGGAGUCAACUACAACUGAAAUUCUCCAUGAUUUCCUUCAUCUCAUGCGAGUUUACAAAGAUGGUCGAAUCGAAAGAUUGGAGGGCAACGACGUCGUCCCUGCAUCAGUGGAUCCCAUCACCGGAGUUCAAUCAAAAGAUGUCGAGAUUGCGCCGGAAAUUGGUGUCGGCGCUAGGCUUUACCUGCCGGCCAACGCCGACCAACAACACAAACUUCCUGUCCUAGUUUACUUUCAUGGUGGUGGCUUUAUGGUCCAGAACCCUUUCUCCCAGACAUACGCUACUCAUCUGAAUGCCCUUGUUUCACAAGCAAACAUUGUGGUAGUUUCGGUCGAUUAUAGGUUAGCCCCGGAGCACCCUCUCCCAGUUGGUUAUGAAGAUUCAUGGGUUGCGAUCAAGUGGGUUGUUUCCCAUUUCAAAGGAGACGGCCAGGAGCCAUGGCUGAAGGACCAUGUUGAUUUUCAACGUGUAUUUUUUGGUGGAGAUAGUGCAGGUGGAAACAUAGCACAUAACAUGGCCAUCCGGGUCGGGUCAGAAAAACUUGACGGUAUCAAUAUUCUUGGAUUGAUUUUAAACCAUCCAUUCUUUUGGGGCGAAGAACCAAUUGGUAAUGAAGAUGCUGAGACAAAUUAUCCCGACAAAGCAUUCGUGGAUCGCUUGUGGCGGUUUGUGAACCCAUUGACAGUUGGGUCAGAUGACCCGAUGUUGAACCCGGCUAAAAAUCCGGAUCUUCCAAGCCUAGGAUGUAGUAAGGUGCUGAUUUGUGUUGCUGAGGAAGAUCUGUUGAGAGAUAGGGGUUGGUAUUAUUAUGAGGUAUUGGACAAAAGUGGGUGGAAAGGAAAGGUUGAGAUUAUGGAGACCAAGGGAGAGAACCAUGUUUUUCAUUUGUAUAAUCCCACUAGUGAAAGUGCAGUGGCUAUGGUCAAAAAAGUGGCCACUUUUUUUAAUCAGCACAAAGACUAGUCUUUGGAUUUGUAAAAUAAGAAAUGUUUUCCGGUAUCUGAGUUCA
Molecule: messenger RNA, 1123 nt
Organism: Ilex paraguariensis (yerba mate)
Lineage: Eukaryota; Viridiplantae; Streptophyta; Magnoliopsida; Aquifoliales; Aquifoliaceae
Source: the annotation of a GenBank genome assembly